AUGGACCUGACCUACUGUGACAGAGAAAUGCUGAGGCUUGCUGAGGUCAGUUCGGCGAUUCUGGCGAAGCAGGGUGUCACUGUAAAGAGUAAAGAGAAUAAAGAGAUUAAAGAGUGUAAAGAGAGCAUAGAGUGUAAAGAGACUAAAGAGAGUAUAGAGUGUAAAGAGACUAAAAAGUGUAAAGAGAGUAAAGAGUGUAAAGAGAGUCUAGAGAGUAAAGAGACUAAAAAGAGUAAAGAGGAUAAAGAGAGUGAAGGUAGUAAAGAGAGCAAAGAGAAUAAAGAGAGUAAAGGAAGUAAAGAGAGUAGAGAGAGUAAAGAGUGUAAAGCGAGUAAAGAGAGUAGUGAGUGCAAAGAGAGUAUAGAGAGUAAAGAUAGUGAAGAGAGUAAAGAUAGUAAAGAGAGUAAUGAGAGUGAAGAGAGUAAAGAGAGUACAGUGAGUAUAGAGUGUAAAGAGACUAAAGAGUGUAAAGAGAGUGAAGAGUGUAAAGAGAGUAAAGAGAGUAUAGAGAGUAUAGAUAGUAAAGAGACUAAAGAGAGUAAAGAGAGUGAAGAGAGUCAAGAGAAUAAAGAGAGUAAAGAGUGUAAAGAGAGUGAAGAGUGUAAAGAGAGUAAAGAGAGUAUAGAUAGUAAAGAGACUAAAGAGAGUAAAGAGAGUGAAGAGAGUCAAGAGAAUAAAGAGAGUAAAGAGUGUAAAGAGAGUAUAAAGUGUAAAGAGACUAAAGAGUGUAAAGAGAGUAUAGAGAGUAAAGAGACUAAAGAGAGUAAAGAGAGUGAAGAAAGUCAAGAGAAUAAAGAGUGUAAAGAGAGUAUAAAGUGUAAAGAGACUAAAGAGAGUAUAGAGAGUAAAGAGACUAAAAAGAGUAAAGAGGGUAAAGAGAGUGAAGAUAGUAAAGAGAGCAAAGAGAAUAAAGAGAGUAAAGGAAGUAAAGUGAGUAGAGAGAGUAAAGAGUGUGAAGCGAGUAAAGAGAGUAAAGAGAGAAAAGAGAGAAGAGAGAGUAAUAGUAAAGAGAGCAAAGAGAAUAAAGAGAGUAAAGGAAGUAAAGAGAGUAGAGAGAGUAAAGAGUGUAAAGCGAGUAAAGAGAGUAGUGAGUGCAAAGAGAGUAUAGAGAGUAAAGAUAGUGAAGAGAGUAAAGAUAGUAAAGAGAGUAAUGAGAGUGAAGAGAGUAAAGAGAGUACAGUGAGUAUAGAGUGUAAAGAGACUAAAGAGUGUAAAGAGAGUGAAGAUAAAGAGACUAAAGAGAGUAAAGAGAGUGAAGAGAGUCAAGAGAAUAAAGAGAGUAAAGAGUGUAAAGAGAGUAUAAAGUGUAAAGAGACUAAAGAGUGUAAAGAGAGUAAAGAGUGUAAAGAGAGUAAAGAGAGUAUAGAGAGUAAAGAGACUAAAGAGAGUAAAGAGAGUGAAGAAAGUCAAGAGAAUAAAGAGAGUAAAGAGUGUAAAGAGAGUAUAAAGUGUAAAGAGACUAAAGAGAGUAUAGAGAGUAAAGAGACUAAAAAGAGUAAAGAGGGUAAAGAGAGUGAAGAUAGUAAAGAGAGCAAAGAGUAUAAAGUGAGUAAAGGAAGUAAAGUGAGUAGAGAGAGUAAAGAGUGUGAAGCGAGUAAAGAGAGUAAAGAGAGAAAAGAGAGAAGAGAGAGUAGUGAGUGCAAAGAGAGUAUAGAGAGUAAAGAGAGUAAAGAUAGUGAAGAGAGUGAAGAUAGUAAAGAGAGUAAUGAGAGUGAAGAGAGUAAAGUGAGUAUAGAGUGUAAAGAGACUAAAGAGAGUAUAGAGUGUAAAGAGACUAAAGAGUGUAAAGAGAGUAAAGAGAGUAUAGAGAGUAAAGAGAGUAAAAAGAGUAAAGGGAGUACAGAGAACUCGUUCCGGGUGUCAUGCGCCGAGUCUGCCUCUGGUAUCUGCGACCACGGUUGUCGUGACUGCCCGAACUCCACCGUCUGCUCGAACUACAGCCAACACCACAAGAUAUCCAAGGAAAAUCCUUGUGUAAACUAA
Molecule: messenger RNA, 1983 nt
Organism: Topomyia yanbarensis
Lineage: Eukaryota; Metazoa; Arthropoda; Insecta; Diptera; Culicidae
Product: axoneme-associated protein mst101(2)-like
Exons: 5
Coding region: 1-1983 (660 amino acids)
Source: RefSeq, a predicted model, not a curated record